AUGCUUCGCCCUCUUGGGCGCCGGCCAUGGACAUGCAGGCAAUGUCUACUCCAGCGCCAGACUCGAACCUUUGAAAGCGCUGCUUCACAACUUCCUCGAUCGUCCCUCGAUUCUGUUCCCGCAUACAAUAAUGCCCCGAAUAAGAACCUCGACGACGAGACUCUGCGACGCGUUUUCGAUUCACAGAACUUUUGGAAGGAUUUCUCGCAGCAACGAACUGCGGCCGUUCCAAAGCGGGCUGGGCUGGUUCAGAACCAAUACUUGACAAGCCCUGACGGAUUCAGGGAGUUUGCACAUGCAUCGCUACAAAAAUGCCAGGCAAUUGUGUCCAAAGUCCUGGGAGCUUCUACUGUAGACGAAUACCGAUCAUUGGCACGAGACCUAGAUCGACUCAGCGAUCUUCUAUGUCGAGUCAUUGACCUUUCUGAUUUUAUUCGAACCAUCCACCACGAUCCAAAGAUUCAAGAAGCAGCGACGCAGGCGUACGCUCUUAUGUUUGAAUAUAUGAAUGUGUUGAACACCACAACAGGCCUGCAUGAGCAACUCAGUAAGGCCUUGUCCAAUCCUGAGGUCACAUCGCACUGGACAGAAGCCGAGAAAAUUGUGGCCCAGAUUUUGAUGAAAGACUUUACCACAUCUGCAAUUCACAUGCCCCCAAGUGAGCGGCAACGAUUUGUCAACCUCUCAAACGAUAUCAGCCAAGUUGGCUCCUCGUUUUUCAAUGGCGCAGAACCGGCUAGAUCCCAGGUUACGUUCAAUGCGAACAACCUUCAAGGACUAGACCCAAUUGUGGUUCAGCAAAUCAAGAGAUGGAAUAAUAAGGCACCGGUGCCAACUAUGGGAGUCAUUCCUCGACUUGUGUUACGAUCUGUGCGAGAUGAAUCCGUCAGGAAGCAGGUCUAUCUAGCUACUCGGACUUCCAGUUCGCGCCAAGUUCACCGCUUGGAGAAGCUUCUCAUGAAACGAGCAGAGCUAGCACAGAUCUCAGGAUUCAACAGCUUCGCGGACAUGACCCUCAGUGAUAAGAUGGCUAAGACUCCAGAGGCUGUAUCCAAUUUCUUGACUUCACUCAUCGCCAAUAACCGUGGCCCCGUUCAAGAAGAGCUGUCUCAACUCCAACAGCUGAAAGGCAGCGCCCUACAGCCAUGGGAUCAUGCAUUCUAUGUGCAUAAAAGGGUGUUGGAGUACUCCCAAUCUCGUCGAUCUCGAGAGCUGAGCAUUGUCCCUGAGUUCUUCUCCCUGGGUACAGUUAUGCAAGGGCUCUCGCGACUAUUUGACCGUCUUUAUGGUAUCCGCCUCGUCCCUCAGGAGACUGCUGCUGGAGAGACUUGGCACCCUGAUGUCCGCCGUUUAGACGUGGUUGAUGAGGCGGACAGACAUAUCGCAGUUGUUUAUUGCGAUCUGUUUAGUCGGCCAACAAAACACCCCAACCCAGCACACUUCACAUUACGCUGCUCGCGUAAGAUCUCUGCUGAGGAGAUCGCAGAGUGCGCCUCGAUGGAUCAAUCUGCGCAUCCCAACGAUGGCAUGGCGACGGCUGUGGAUCCUAAGACAAAGACUCUACGCCAAUUACCAACCAUCGCUCUUGUCUGCGACUUCCAAGAACCAGUGACAAAUGGCUCAGGCCGACCCACUCUUCUCAGUGAGCAGAGUGUCCGCACACUGUUCCAUGAGAUGGGUCACGCCGUUCACUCCAUCUUGGGACAAACACCACUGCAAUCGAUCUCUGGCACACGUUGUGCCACCGACUUCGCCGAACUCCCUUCAGUCUUGAUGGAGAGUUUCGCUACAGCACCCGAGGUCCUUUCCCUCUAUGCCCGACACUGGAAGACAAACGAGCCCUUAUCUGAAAGUAUGAUGCGUAGCAUGGAAAUGGAUCGCACAGCUCACGGCUCUAUAUACGGUGCCGUCGAGAACGAGGCUCAGAUCCUCAUGGCUCUCGUCGACCAGGCUUACCACUCUAUUCCUAGCAAGGAGGCUACCAGCGGCAUUGAUACCACCGCAAUCUACCACAAGGUUUUCUCCCAGCACUCUAGUCUCCCAGACCCGGAUGAUGUCCGACCCCAGACUUCCUGGCAAGGCUUCUUUGGUCAUCUUUACGGCUACGGAGGAACCUACUACAGUUACAUCUUUGAUCGCGCCAUCGCCAAUAAGCUUUGGCAGGAUGUUUUCCAGUCUGGUAGAGCUUCGGUGGAUCGAGCUGCUGGUGAGCGAUACAAAAAUGAGGUCCUUCGAUGGGGCGGUGGUCGGAAUGGAUGGCAAUGUGUUGCUGGUGUCUUGGGUGAAUCGAAUCCUUCUAAUGCCAAUGGUCGCUUGGUGGAAGGUGGCGAUGACGCCAUGCGCGAGGUUGGUCGUUGGGGACUGGGCCGCGAUGGAAUCUCCGGAUAG
Messenger RNA from Penicillium malachiteum, 2388 nucleotides. Its product is annotated as mitochondrial intermediate peptidase. Gene Ontology annotation, biological process: peptide metabolic process. The record is from RefSeq and is a predicted model, not a curated record. Gene Ontology annotation, molecular function: metalloendopeptidase activity. Gene Ontology annotation, cellular component: mitochondrion. Lineage: Eukaryota; Fungi; Ascomycota; Eurotiomycetes; Eurotiales; Aspergillaceae. The transcript has a single exon. Bases 1 to 2388 code for a protein of 795 amino acids.